Rhizopus microsporus ATCC 52813 is the source of this 1848-nucleotide messenger RNA. RefSeq names its product lysine transporter. Gene Ontology annotation, cellular component: membrane. Bases 229 to 1710 code for a protein of 493 amino acids. NCBI's taxonomy places the organism in Eukaryota, Fungi, Mucoromycota, Mucoromycetes, Mucorales, Rhizopodaceae. Gene Ontology annotation, molecular function: amino acid transmembrane transporter activity. Gene Ontology annotation, biological process: amino acid transmembrane transport. The transcript is spliced from 8 exons. The record is from RefSeq and is a predicted model, not a curated record.
UUUAAAAAAAAUGAUCACUGAAAAAACACAAGAUGAUCGCUCAUCUAUCUUUUCUAACAAAGAGGAAACAAAGAUAGAGCAUCUUACUGAAGCUGAUGAUAGAAUAUCAGCAAGCUCAUUGGAAAGCCAACAGCCUAAGCUAAAGCGAUCCCUCAAGGCUCGUCACUUAGCUGUAAGUUAAUGUAUAUACUAAUAUGAUGUAUCUAACACACAUUUAUAUUCCAAUAGAUGAUUUCGAUAGGUGGUGUCAUAGGUCAAGGCCUAUUCCUCUCUUCUGGUGCAAAUCUGAACGCAGCUGGUCCUGCAGGUGCUCUCAUUGCCUACGGCAUCAUUGGCUUCAUCGUAUAUUGGGUUACUUACUCUCUAGGUGAAAUGGCUACUUAUAUCCCUGUCUCCGGUUCUUUUACUAUCUUCUGCCGUCGAUUUGUUGACAGCUCAUUUGGUGCUACUAUUGGUUAUAACUAUUGGGCUUGCUGGGCCAUCAUUGUGGCAAGUGAACUGACAGCCAUUCCACUUAUUAUGAGCUUCUGGACCGACAAAGUUCCAUCUUGGGCAUGGUCCGGCAUAUGGCUGAUCAUUAUCUUCGUUUUGAAUAUGUUUGGUGCUCGUAGCUACGCCGAAGCUGAAUAUAUUUUCAGUGUGAUAAAAAUUCUAGCCGUCCUUAUCUUCAUUAUCGUCGGAUGUGUUACCUCUGGUGGUUUAAUAGGAAAUACAUCGCCUCAUGAAGUUUAUGGUUUCAAAUAUUGGAAAGACCCUGGAGCUUUUUCAAACGGUGCUCUUGGUGUUGUAAAUGCAUUUGUAUUGGCUUCAUUCAGUAUGCAAGGUACAGAAAUUGUUGGCAUCACUGCUGGUGAAUGCGAAAAUCCUGUGAAGCAAGUACCUCGCGCAAUUAAAAAUGUAUUCUGGCGUAUUCUUAUUUUCUAUUUGGGGUCAGUCUUUGUCAUGGGUAUGCUCAUCCGGUAUGACGACCCUCGUAAUCUUAGUGAGUCAAGUAGUGUUACCGUCUCUCCCUUUACAAUCGUCUUUGAAUUGGCUGGUUUAAACAGCGUGGCUCAUGUCAUGAACGCUGUUAUCUUGAUAACAGUCUUAUCUUGUGCCAACAGUGGAAUGUAUGUCAGCUCUCGUAUGCUCUGUGCACUGGCAAAUGAAGGUAUUGCCCAUAAGAAGCUUGCACACAUCUCUAGUCGUGGUGUUCCCAUAUACUCUCUUAUCUGUACUGCUCUUGUAUGUCUUGUGACCUUUGCUACUUCAUUUAUCCCAGGAAAGGCCCUCUUCAUUGUCCUCACAUCACUCUCUGGUGUUGCGGGUUUCGUCACUUGGGGAGGUAUUUGCUUUGCCCACUAUCGAUUCCGUAAAGCUCUCAAAGUCCAAAACCGCAGCAUAUCUGAACUACCUAUCAGAACGCCUUUUCACCCAUUUGGUGAUAUCUUCGGUAUGAUCGCCUGUGUAGUGAUCUCUCUUAUGGCCGGAUACUCUUAUUUUGUUCCUCCAAGCGCUACUGGAUUAAUAGGUAACUAUGCUGGUCUUAUCCUCUGUGCUAUUGGAUAUAUUGUUACCAAGCUCUGGACCAAGUCUAAGAUGGUCCCGUUAGACAAGAUUGAUUUAGAUACUGGUAAAGCUGAUAUCAUGUUUACGGAAGAAGAUAGAGAUGAAAUCACGGGACCAUGGUAUACUCGUGCUUGGAAGCGCUUUGUUAAUAUUUUCACCUAAGAAAUGUAUUUAUAAUUAUGUACUUAUACCUUAUUUUUUAAUAAAUAAAAAAUAUUCGUUAUUUUCUCUAUGGUUAUGCAGCUAUUCUGUAUCACACGAUGCAUUAUGCAAACAUUCAAACGGAGAUCAUUUAUUACU